CAGGGGCCGGGCCGGGGCCGGGCCGGAAGCGGCGGGGUUAAAGCGCCGAGCAGCGCCGCGGCCGCUCCCGGGCAUCCCCGCCGCUCCCACCGCGCAUCACGCCUGCUAUGGAUGCGCGGGCCCGCGCCAAGCGCUACGAGAAGCUCGACUUCCUUGGGGAGGGGCAGUUCGCCACCGUUUUUAAAGCCAAGGACAAAACGAACAACCGAAUCGUGGCUAUUAAGAAGAUUAAACUGGGUCAUAGAUCAGAAGCUAAAGAUGGAAUCAACAGGACUGCCCUCAGGGAGAUAAAACUGUUACAGGAGCUAAGCCAUCCAAAUAUUAUUGGUCUUAUUGAUGCAUUUGGACACAAGUCUAAUAUUAGUCUGGUGUUUGAUUUUAUGGAAACAGAUUUAGAGGUUAUUAUAAAGGAUACAAGUAUUGUGCUGACACAGUCUCACAUCAAGGCAUAUAUGCUGAUGACACUUCAAGGAUUAGAAUAUUUACAUCAGCAUUGGAUUCUACACAGGGAUCUUAAACCAAAUAACUUGUUGCUAGAUGAAAAUGGAGUUCUAAAAUUGGCUGACUUUGGCUUGGCAAAAUCUUUUGGAAGCCCAAACAGAGUUUAUACACACCAGGUAGUAACAAGGUGGUACCGAGCUCCAGAACUAUUGUUUGGGGCUAGAAUGUAUGGUGUUGGUGUUGAUAUGUGGGCUGUUGGUUGUAUUUUAGCCGAAUUGCUCCUCAGAGUUCCUUUUUUGCCUGGAGACUCUGAUCUUGACCAGCUGACAAGGAUAUUUGAAACACUGGGCACUCCAACAGAAGAACAAUGGCCUGGGAUGACAAGUCUUCCAGAUUAUGUCACAUUUAAGCCAUUCCCUGGAAUGCCACUUCAGCAUAUCUUCAGUGCAGCUGGUGAUGAUCUGCUCAGUCUUCUUCAAGGCUUUUUCACGUUUAAUCCUUCCACUAGAGUAACAGCUACUCAGGCAUUGAAACAGAAGUAUUUCAGUAACCGACCAGGACCCACUCCAGGAAAUCAGCUGCCAAGACCCAACUGUCCUGCUGAAGCUGCAAAGGAGCAACAAAAUGCACUUUUAAAUUUAAAAAGGAAAAGAACAGAAGGAAUAGAUCAAGGUAACUUCGUAUUAUGUCACCACUUUUAAAUAGGAGUUAUGUGCUCAGGGAGAAUGGGAUGCUUCCAGUGUUUUAGAAACAAAACUCUCAAAAUGAACUAAUUCCCUGAGCACUGGCUGAAGCCCUUUAAUGAUAUAUGGUUUGGAGUCAGAAUUACUAAUACCUGUGUUCUAACAGAAUUAGCACAGAAAAGACUGAUGCUUAAGAGUCUAUUAGAAGAAAUAACCGUAUUCCAUUAAUUCUGUAAUGGAGAGUGGUACUCUCCAGUAAAUUAUAGGCUAUUAUUGUAGCUCUCGCACGCUGCGGUCACUUGGGGCGAAGGGACGCCGGCUAGCUACUCCCUGGAUGGCCGCAGAGGGUGCUACAAGACUGGCCACUCCCAGGCUCUCACUGAGACUGCCCAGGUAGCGGUGACAGUUGCGGCGUGGGUGUCGCAGGCUGGUGUGAGGUACGAGGUCCCGAGAUAAAGGAACGAAAGAAGGAACACUUGUGUAGGUUCCAAGGAAACUUUAUUCCAAGGAGGGUCAGGGGAGAAGGGUCUGGCUAACUCUUAUAAAGAGAGUGGGCGUGGGGGGAAGAGACAUGAGGGAACCAAUAGGUGAAGGCAAAAGAAGGCUUAUGUAACACAAAAGGCCCAAUGAGAAACACAUGGGGGAGGGAGGAAGCCUUGAGGACAAAUCAGGAGCUAUACUGGGGAUGAGUGACAUGGAAGUCUCUCAAAAAAAGGAGGGGGGUCACAAUGACAGACAGGGGCAGGAGGCAGCACCAUGGGGAUUGACACAACCAUAUGAGGGCAUGAAGGGAGGAACAAGGCAUCACUCACUUUGAUGAGCAGGCCAGUGGCGGGAAAAACAGGGGAAAAACAACUUUGGAACAAACCAUCGUGAGGGGUUUACAUGGGGGGGAAAAGGAACAAACCAUUUCUUAAACUAAUAAAGAAGAAUUAAUUUUCACAACAACUUCAACUUAAAACACGCAACACCACAUAUUAUGAUGAACUUUUUUUUUUUUUUUUCUGAGACAUCUUAGGUGGAAGUAAUUUAACUUUACACCACUUAAGAAAAGGGAGAGAGGGAGUCUGAGACGUAACAUGAUAUUCUGUGAAAUGACAGGCUGGAGAGGAUAGAUCAGAUUCAGAGGAGAGAUUUUUGCUUACUCUGUCUUAAGGUAUGGAAGUUAACUUUUAAGACCACUCUGGGUCAAGAACAUUAAGCACAUUUCUGUGACCCACCUCCAGUCUUCUCCAGACAGCAGGUAUUUCAUACCUUUGUGGCAACACAAGUGCUUAGUACUCAAGAACUGUAUCUGACACUAAAUUACUCAGGCCUUCUAUUAGGGAGGCAAAUACUAUUUCUAAACUAGGAGUUGGUCUUCUUAACAUCUGCAAUAUGCUAGAUAGCAUCUGUCAGGUUAGCAUCAGCUCUUUGUUAUUGCCGGUAUGAGACUCAGUUUUAAUAUGACUGAUAUUUUUUUGAAUGGAGCUACUUCAAUAAAACUAUUUUCUCUUGAGUUCAGAGAGAAAUCUCCCCACGGUUCACCUUGCUUUUUAGGCAUUUUGAAUUGUUGUUUCUAAGUCUUCAUCAAAUUAGAAGUAAAAUACAUUUGGUUCACUACUGUAAGUUUUCAGUCUCAAAAACAAGAGUGAUCAGUUGCACACUGUUUCCUGACCCCAGUACCAUGGGUCUCCUGGCUUGUGGGAAUUUGUCAAGUUACAAUAGCAUAGACAAUUAAUUUAAGCAUUUUAGCUCCUCUUCCAAAGAUCAUGUGAGGGUUUGUGAUAAGUGUUUGGGGGUAUAUGCCCUAAAAUACACCUGUUAACUAAAGGAUGUGAAAAAGAGAGAAAUGCCUUCUUGAGUUCUGUGACUUAAUGAUUUGAAUUUGUGCAUUUGACAAAGAGCAGAGUUUCCAGAGUUGUAUCAAGUUAGAACAACAGUUGCUUUGACAUCUUUCCAUGCUUCUGUGUAAAUGCUUGGAGUUUUGAGAUUGGCUAGAAAUGAGGCAGUAAGGUAGUCAGCAUUACUUUUUGGGACCUUUGAGUAUUGGUAUAAAAAGCAAUAUAAUUUCUACCAGCUGGAAAUGGAGACAUGAUGUAUUUUCUAAUGUGGAUUUUCCAUAAGGUUCUGUUACUGCCUUAGCUGGGCUGACAGAUCUAGAAGGCUUCUAUCCAAAGGUAGUUCCUCUAGUGCCAGCAAAUGUUAAAGGAGAGAGCCAAUGAUAGAGCUAGCAAAUCUGCUGUCCUGGAUUUCAUUUGCUCUUCUUACAUGGCAUUACCAUUUAAAUUUAAAAUCUGAAUAGUGAUUUGGAAGAAUAAUCCUCUAGUAUUGGUUUAAAUAAAAACUUGAAGGACAACAUUGCUGUAGGGGGUGGAAAUGUGUGAGUGUAAUUUCCAAGAAAAAUAAGUUGUAUUCCCUAAAAUUCUUAGAAAGGCCCUGCAUCCUGCAGAGCACAUUUCUUUCCCCUAGCCCUGUUGAGGUAGCACUCCAGAACUUGGCAGAAUAAACUGAGUGCUUGCUUCCUCUUCAAAAAUACUGGCACCAGGAGCUGACUGCUGGGAUAAAGAUUCAUGACAUUGCCGUAUGUGCUGCUUUUCCGCAAGAACAAAUCCCUGAAGCCUGUGAGGUGUGUUCACCAAAUCUAAGUAAUUCUUAGAAAACAGCCUCUAUUCUCAGGGGAAGACUAC
This is a messenger RNA of Onychostruthus taczanowskii (white-rumped snowfinch), 3793 nucleotides long. RefSeq names its product cyclin dependent kinase 7 (gene CDK7). Gene Ontology annotation, biological process: positive regulation of transcription by RNA polymerase II; protein phosphorylation. Gene Ontology annotation, molecular function: ATP binding; RNA polymerase II CTD heptapeptide repeat kinase activity; cyclin-dependent protein serine/threonine kinase activity. The transcript has 11 exons. Gene Ontology annotation, cellular component: transcription factor TFIIH holo complex; cytoplasm; nucleus. Lineage: Eukaryota; Metazoa; Chordata; Aves; Passeriformes; Passeridae. Bases 108 to 1142 code for a protein of 344 amino acids. The record is from RefSeq and is a predicted model, not a curated record.